UUCUCACACCCAACCCUACUCGGCAAAAGAUCGGCGCGGUGCUGCAUUACUCUGCAUUUCGUAUUUCGUAUUUGACAGUUGACAACGAGAGACGCUCGGGCGCGCACAAGCAGUUAACUUAGACCCGACGGCGACGCGUCGCAGCCGUCGUUCGUCGUCGCUUUCGCGUUUCCCUUUUGUUUUUUUUUUUUAUUUCGCUCGCGGGUGUAAUUGCGAUUAUGAACGAGACCUUCAAAUUCUCCGAAAUGCAACGCACUAAUAUCGAGUUUGAACGUCAGCGUCAUUUGGCCAAUUGGCUGGUGAAGAGCAGUCCGCACAUGGCAGCAGCAGCAGCGGCAGGAGUAUCCACACCCCCAUUAGGGGCUGUGGCAAACACGGCAAAUACUGGAUCAACAGGAGGAGUUGGAGCAGCAGCGGCAGGAGGUGGUGCUGCGCAAGGCGGCGCGCCCAGCAACAGCGUCGCAGCUGCAACAGCAGUAGCAGCUGCAUGUAACGGUGGAGCACCAGCGGGCGCCCAUCCCGGCCACAUUGCUGCCGGAGCGCGCAAGCCCAAGCUGCGGCGCUUUAACUCCCACGACACCAGUUCCAACAUGUUCUCGGUGGCAGAAUUUGAGAACGCCCGACUGGCGCGCCGCAACGAGAUCGAGCUAAACCAGAGGCUGGCCCGACGCCUGCGCAACAGCGCCAACGGCAGCUACGGCCUUGGUUCUGGCUCUGCCGCAGGCGGCGGUUACUCUGGCUUCUGUGGCGCUCUCAACGGCAGCGGCGACUACUCCACCGGCGACAGCAAGGCCUCCAAGGGGAGUAGCGAGUCACAGCAGGAGCCGCUGCCCGCCGACAUAUUCCUCGAGCGGUACUCGCUGCCCCGUGUCGUCCGCAUCGUGCAUGCGAGCAAGAGCUCCAACGAAACCCUGCAGUCCAGCUCCUCGCACGGCUCGUCAACGGCGGCCUCAAGCAGCUCUUCGACGGGACCGAAGCCAGUCAGUGGUGGUCCAACGACCACUAACAAUACCGAUACGGGCACUGGCACCCAUUCAUCCUCCAGCGCUGGGAGCGGCAACAACAACAGCAACAACCGGCCAUGCAGCAACGGGCACGAUGAGCUCUUCCUGCUCUACAGGCUGGUGCGACAACGGAAUAUUUAUCAUGGACACAAUGCCAAGACUCAGGCGUCGCAGCGCAAGAAAACCGUGCUAAUACCACAAGAGUUUCCAGGCUAUUUCUCGCUGCUCAAUGAGAAGGGUCUGCCGACAGCCACGCUGUACAGCUCGCUGAUGCAUUUGGUACGGGAGCGAGUGUACAAGUUCGUUUCGGUGGACAAUAUGCCAGCUUUUACAGAGUCCUCGCCAGCGGGCAGCGCCAGUAGUCCCACUCACGAGGGCUGUUUGCCCGUCAUCAAGGGACGGCCGCAGUAUGUCAAAACGACGGCACGCGGCGGGCAGGUGUUCCGGCUGCUGGCCGUCUUCGAGGAUGGCAAGCAGGAGCAUGGACACGGCCAGGGACAGGGAAACUUGUCCCAGCACGGCAGUGGGAAUAUGGCCAAGUCCCAUUCUAGUGGCUACAUCGGGCGCGAAAAGGAUAAGAACCGAUACGCCCAGUUGCUGAACGAGAAUCGUCAGGUGAUGUACGUCCCCUUGGCCACCAAGGGAAAGUUCUACGAGAUUGAGCCGGGUAUACCGCAGUUGCUGCAGAAGCUGGGCGAUGCUCAGCGCAAGCUCAAUCCGGAGUGUGUGCACCGAUUGGGGGCACUGGUGACGGCGUCUAAGCUGUUGCCAGUGACCCUGCGCUACAUGUCGGGUCCCGCCGGACCGGAGAUACCCGAACAGCUGUGCAUCAGUCAGGUGGCCAAGGAGGAUGUGGCCGUUGGCUGCCCCAUCGAGGACGUGGACACGCAGACGCCGCUGCAGCUGAGGAAGUUCUACCCCAGUCGAGACAUGCAGCUGAUCAAGAGUUACCUGGGCUUCGACUCCGAGCAGAGAAUGCUGGCCAACACCAAUGUGCAGAACAUGCUAAAGUUCUGCCAGUUUAACUGCGAUCAGUUCUUGAGGCUGGUGGAGGUGGAGCUGGUGCAGCGUUCGGAGCGCUCUGGCAGCAAGAGCCGGGAGGGCCUCAGGAUCCUGAAGCCCCUUCAUUUGCCUAGGAUUUUGAGACGGGAGAAGAGCUCCAUGGCGGCGGCCCACGAAAAGGAGGAUUCGAUUAUAUUCCUUAGCAAAACUGAUUUGGAAAAUCUAGAGGCCAAGGAAGCGGCAGCGGCAGCAGCAGCUGCCUCCGGGGCGGAUGCCGGAACCAAUCGCAUCUCGGAACGCAUGAAGGUGUUUCAGUCCACCAAGAAGAAGUGGUUCGGCAAGCAACAACAGCAGCACCAUGAGAAGCAGCAACCCGAUUCGGAGCUGGAUGUACAGGCCAAGCGAAUGAGCAUGGAACGCUAUACGGACAUGUCGAAGCUGCUGCAGGCGCGGUUCGGCUCAGAUCACGAGCAGCCAGAGCGGGAUGCCAUCUCUUUGAAUAGCGGCGGAGCCUCCGAUACGGAGACCACAACUCUGACCACCAUAGAGCCCAAGUCCUUGGACACGCUGCUGCAAAAGUCCAUGUCGCUGCAGGACAUCGAGCUGCUGAAUGGCCAGUGCAAGCCUCGUCCCGACCUGCUGGUCACACACAGUCACACAGAUGCCAUCAGCGAGGCGGGCACCGAACCGGAAGAUGUGGAGAAUCAGACGCCGCCGCCGCAGUCGUUCAUCACCGAGAAGCUCUAUAAUGAGUUUCACGUGAAGACGCGGCAGUACAGCAAGUCCUCGUCGAGUCUUCACCAAAUGCGUCACUUCUCGCUGCCCCAGAAGCUGCAACUCCACGAGGAGGCGGAGCAGGAGGAUCGCAGUCUGAUGCAACUGAAGGCGCACCAGCAGUCCCUGACCAAGCAGCCCGUUACGGGCAGACGGGCGGCGGGCGGAGUCUGCCUGCUGGGAGGCGGAUUGAACAAUAUACCGUCCCCGGCACCGAUCUCACCCUUCUCCCUGGUGGAAGACGAUCUGCCCUACUCGAGUGUCCGCGACUCCUUGGUCAUGGUCAGCGAUGGCAGUCUGCAGCCACAGGUUUCUGUAAGGUCGCGCACCCCAGUGGACUAUACCAAGGAGAAUAUUUAUGCGGAGAUCUGUCCCUCGCACACCCUAGACACGUUCUCGGGAGCCACACAGUUUACCCAUGUGCAGGAGGAUGGCGAUGGCGAUGGGGAUGGUGAUGGUGAUGGGGACUACGCCUCCCUCAGGUAUCCGGCCAGUGGACCUCAGUCCGUCAGUCGCAUCGAGAUCAACGGUGGGGCAUCUAAGAGCGCCAUCAGCUACCACACAGUGUACUUGGGCGAGGAGCCGCUGGGGGAGAGGCAUGCCGCGCAUAUUACCACCGUAGAGCUGGCCGGUGAGGACAACAUAUACAAUACGCUCAAAUGAUGACUAAUGUGAUUCCGGCGACGUAAAUUAGCCGGCGCAAAGGGACUGUUUUAAGGCACGUGGAGAUGCAGAUAGAAAUGGGGCAAGCAAGUAGAAAUCAUUCAUUCAUAUUAUAAUAUAGUAAGUAAUAGCUCGUGGAAGGGAAAGGUCUCAUACUCGAACUGAAUCAAAAUAUCAUUCAAAAUCAAUCUCUUGGAUCCCGAAAUGUAUUUCCAAGUAUUUGAGACUUUGUUAGGACAACGGAAAGAGCAAAGAGACUUCUUGGGGCAGCUCGAACUGAACUGAUAAUUGAAUAUACAUUAUAAUUUGAAAUCUUUUUGUACACAGUCUCCAAAGGGCAGUCUUGUAAUCUCUGAAAGCAAAUGAAUUUAUGUUUUAAUUUGUAUGAAACGUUCUUAUUCUUAAACAAUUUGUCCAUAAAACCACACAAAAACUGUAUUAUCAUCAUAUAUUUUUGAUCAUAGUUUUAUCAAGGAAUACAACAUAUAAUUUUCAUCGAAUUUCCGCUAAUUUUCCUUGCUUGCCCUCUGAUUGAGACGCAAACAAUCUGAAAAUUGAUGGCGCUAUAGCACAAAAUGAGAAAUUGAGGUAUUUUGAAUAUUUCACGUUUAUCUUUGUCAGAGAAAGUGGAAAACUUCUUGGUUCAAAAAUCAAAAAAGAAACAUCCAAGAAAAUGAGUAACGAAAAGGAAAUCUCUGUCAUAAAAAGAAGAAGUAUAUAUAAUAUAUAUAUAUAUAUAUUUGUAGCAAUUAGUGUUAGUUAUUAGCAUAUGGAACAACUUUGUAAAUGAGACGUCCCUGUGGGCGACGAAAAACCCCUAGAAAUGACAACUCAAAUUGUAAUAUUAUUAUAAAAUCAAGUGAAGACAAGCAAUUUGUAUUGUACAUACGAGUAUAUACUAAA
Molecule: messenger RNA, 4346 nt
Organism: Drosophila obscura
Lineage: Eukaryota; Metazoa; Arthropoda; Insecta; Diptera; Drosophilidae
Gene: B4
Exons: 5
Coding region: 219-3443 (1074 amino acids)
Source: RefSeq, a predicted model, not a curated record